Messenger RNA from Prunus armeniaca (apricot), 198 nucleotides. The record is from the annotation of a GenBank genome assembly. NCBI's taxonomy places the organism in Eukaryota, Viridiplantae, Streptophyta, Magnoliopsida, Rosales, Rosaceae.
AUGGAGAAGACAGAGUGCUCUGAAGCAGAAAACUUUGGUUUUGCGACCACCAGCCUAGAGCCACAGGCUACUGCCAAGAGGAAGAAAAACAAGAGCAAAAACCAGAGGAGGUUUAGCGAUGAGCAAAUCAGGUACGGUAUGGCACCAAACGGGAUCACAAUUUUGGAACUGGUGUCGUGCCAAACAAUAACGGGAUGA